AUGUCGUAUCCUACCCUACACCUUCGCGCAGAGACCAAGCCGCUCGAGCACCGCUCAGCGCUGACUCCCACAACAGCCAAGGCAUUGAUGGAUGAGGGAUACCCCGUCAACAUCGAACGCAGCAGCCUCAGCAUCUUCCCCGACUCGGAAUUCGAGAAGGUCGGCGCCAACAUGGUGCCCGAGGGCAGCUGGACCGACGCUCCCUCCGAACACAUCAUUGUCGGCCUCAAGGAGCUCCCCGAAGAGACUUUCCCCCUCAAGCACACACAUGUGCAGUUCGCACACUGCUACAAGGGUCAAGGUGGUUGGGACGACGUUCUCGCCCGUUUCCCUCGCGGUGGUGGUACCUUGUACGACCUUGAGUUCUUGCAAGAUGAGCAGGGUCGUCGUGUGGCUGCCUUUGGCUUCCACGCUGGAUUCGCCGGUGCUGCAUUGGCUGUUCAAGCUUGGGCACACCAAUUGGUCGAGGGUGCUGGCAAGCCCCUGGAGGGCGUCAAGCCCUUCGCCAACGAGGGCCUCCUAGUCGACGAGAUCAAGAAGAGCAUGGCAAAAGGCGAACAAAAGGUCGGCCGUAAGCCCAGAGCUUUGGUCAUGGGCGCACUGGGCCGCUGCGGCAGAGGCGCCGUCGACCUCCUCCAAAAGGUCGGCGUGCCUGAGGAAAACAUCAUCAAGUGGGACAUGGCCGAGACACAAAACCGCCCCGGCCCUUACCCAGAAAUCCUCGCCAGCGACAUCUUCGUCAACUGCAUCUACCUCUCCCAACCCAUCCCUCCCUUCAUCGAGCCCGCCCAGCUCAACUCCGAAGACCGCAAACUCAGCGUCGUCUGCGAUGUCAGCUGCGACACGACGAACCCUCACAACCCCAUCCCCAUCUACGACAUCAACACCACUUUCGACAAGCCCACCGUCCCUGUCAACGUCACCACCGGCCCACCGCUGUGUGUCAUUUCCAUCGACCACUUGCCUUCGCUGCUGCCCCGUGAGGCUUCAGAAGCAUUCAGCGAUGCUCUGCUGCCCAGUUUGAGAACACUCAAGGACAGAAAGACCGAGAGAGUUUGGCAAGAGGCUGAGAAGCUGUUUGACGACAAGGUCAAGACCCUGCCUCAGGAGAAGCUGAAGGUCUAG
Aureobasidium pullulans EXF-150 is the source of this 1125-nucleotide messenger RNA. RefSeq lists its product as uncharacterized. The coding region runs from base 1 to 1125 and encodes 374 amino acids. The transcript has 2 exons. The record is from RefSeq and is a predicted model, not a curated record. Gene Ontology annotation, cellular component: cytoplasm. Gene Ontology annotation, molecular function: saccharopine dehydrogenase (NAD+, L-lysine-forming) activity. NCBI's taxonomy places the organism in Eukaryota, Fungi, Ascomycota, Dothideomycetes, Dothideales, Saccotheciaceae.